Molecule: messenger RNA, 1838 nt
Organism: Sesamum indicum (sesame)
Lineage: Eukaryota; Viridiplantae; Streptophyta; Magnoliopsida; Lamiales; Pedaliaceae
Product: guanosine nucleotide diphosphate dissociation inhibitor 2
Biological process (GO): protein transport; small GTPase-mediated signal transduction; vesicle-mediated transport
Cellular component (GO): cytoplasm
Molecular function (GO): Rab GDP-dissociation inhibitor activity
Source: RefSeq, a predicted model, not a curated record
GUAUGUCUAUGUAUUCAGACAGACAGAAGAAAUAUCUCAGCCCUUCUGACUUCUGGAGAAAACCCUAGUCCUAAAAUCGUUGAUCUGUGUGGUUGAAUUUCUCAUUUUUCGCCCUCUCCUUCUCUGCGAUUGUUUAAGUUUCAGCUGAGAUGGAUGAAGAGUAUGACGUGAUAGUGCUGGGGACGGGUCUCAAGGAAUGCAUCCUCAGCGGUCUUCUAUCCGUCGAUGGCCUUAAGGUUCUGCACAUGGACCGUAAUGACUAUUAUGGUGGGGAGUCGACUUCACUCAAUCUUAUUCAGCUUUGGAAGCGAUUUAGAGGAAGUGAUAAGCCUCCAGCUCACUUGGGUUCUAGUAGGGAUUAUAAUGUUGACAUGAUCCCAAAGUAUAUUAUGGCAAAUGGUGAACUUGUGCGGGUCCUUAUUCAUACUGAUGUCACUAAAUAUUUAUAUUUCAAAGCUGUUGAUGGAAGCUUUGUGUACAAUAGAGGAAAGAUUCAUAAGGUGCCUGCAACUGACAUGGAGGCCCUCAAAUCUCCUCUCAUGGGUAUCUUUGAAAAGCGCCGUGCCCGAAAGUUCUUCAUUUAUGUUCAAGAUUACAAUGAAUGCGAUCCUAAAACACAUGAGGGAUUGGAUUUGACAAGAGUUACAACUAGAGAACUCAUUGCGAAGUAUGGUCUUGAUGACAACACUGUGGAUUUUAUUGGUCAUGCACUGGCUCUCCACAGAGAUGACCGUUACUUGGAUGAACCAGCAUUGGACACUGUGAAAAGGAUAAAGCUUUAUGCAGAUUCUUUAGCACGUUUUGCUGGAGGAUCACCAUACAUCUACCCGUUGUAUGGCCUUGGAGAGCUUCCUCAGGCAUUUGCUCGGCUUAGUGCUGUAUAUGGUGGGACCUACAUGUUGAACAAACCUGACUGCAAGGUUGAGUUUAAUGAGGAAGGCCAAGUCUGUGGUGUUACAUCAGAGGGGGAAACAGCCAAGUGCAAAAAAGUUGUAUGUGAUCCUUCCUACCUUCCCAACAAGGUUAGGAAGGUUGGCAAGGUUGCUAGAGCCAUUGCUAUUAUGAGCCACCCAAUUCCGAACACCAAUGAUUCACACUCAGCACAAGUUAUUCUACCUCAGAAACAGUUGGGCCGCAGAUCUGACAUGUAUUUGUUUUGUUGCUCUUAUUCUCACAAUGUUGCUCCAAAAGGAAAAUUUAUUGCUUUUGUCUCAACUGAAGCGGAAACCGAUCACCCGGAGACUGAACUGAAGCCAGGGAUUGAUCUGCUUGGACCCGUGGAUGAGAUUUUCUUUGACACUUAUGACAGAUAUGAACCAGUCAACGAGCCUUCUCUGGACAAUUGCUUCAUAUCAACAAGUUAUGACGCCACCACUCACUUUGAGUCCACCGUCAUGGAUGUGCUGAAUAUGUAUACCCUGAUCACUGGAAAGGUUCUCGAUCUUAAUGUGGAUUUAAGUGCGGCCAGUGCUGCUGAAGAAUGAGAAAAGAUCGUUGUCUGUUGCUAAACUCGCCCAUGUCUCGAGGACAAGCACCGAUAGAACUUUCCUUGUAAAAUUGGAGAUAAACUUUUACCUGUAACUUGCUGGUGGUGUCACUUGAAAUUUGUUUGGAGUAUGUUUUAAUGGUUGUUGGAAUCAUGUGUUUGGUGUCCAUGCUCAAAGUCAAAGCUGACCUCCCUUGAGUUUAAAGGGUAUGGUUUCAGGAUUAAGAAAGGACUCUGUACAAGUUGCGAUUAUCUCCUUUAUUAGCUGAAACUUCUGGAGACAAAGUGUUAUAAAAUGUACACUAAUUCCUACAUUUUCCCUUAAAUUUGUUAGUCACUGAAUUAGAGAAUA